GCCAUUAUCGACCUCCUGGACGCGCGCACGACGCCCCGCGCAGCCAUGGUCCCCACGGGCUACGUGGCCAUCCGCCGCACCAGGAGGGCUGACGAUCUGAUCAUCACGCAGCCUUUUUCGCCCAUGCUUUUCCGCCAGGGGCAUCAGACGGGCCCAUGGCUCUUGCACUCCCUGACAGCCGGGGAGAUGACGACGGAGCAGGCGGAAGCCGGCUGGGCCAAGGCAGAGAAGGAAGCCGCGUCCAGGUCGUCCAAGAAGUUGGUGGACGUCACUUUCCAGUGCGCCGACUGCCACCAGCGGAAGAGAGCGGGCAACUUCCCAGGACGUGGCAUGAGAGCGAGCGACCCCGUGGAGCACGCCGUGGCAGUCCUGAGCCAGGGCGCGUGGAGGAGGUGCGCCCUCUGCGCGCAGAAGCGGACCUCUGCUGCGGGCGCGCCCGCCGCGGCUGCAGAGCCAUUCGCCGCGAAAGGCAGAGACGUGCUCGUCUGCAAUCGCUGCAAGGAGACUAAAUCGUUAAAGAACUUCAGACGCAGCGAGGUCAAUGACUUGACGGGAAGAGGGGCGCUGGACCUUGCCGUUUGCGUCGCUUGCACCCCUGAGAGGCAGCAUUUCAACAUUAUGUCGGAGGGCCGCCUUUUUAAGUGCCGCAUCUGCUCGCAGGAGAAGGCAGCGGAUCAGUUUGAUGCAGCCUUUUUUAAGAUGCACAAGAGCGUCAAAGACGCCGCGUGCACAGAAUGUCUCGACGAAAAAGGGAAGCCCCUCUGUCAGGGAGGCUGCGGAGCAAGGCCUCCAGACCGCUUGACGUACAGCGCCGGUUUUUGGUGCGAGUCUUGCAAAUUCCCGCCGUGCGCGAGAUGUGGCACGACUCCGCGGCCGAAGACGGCCAAGUACAGAGUGUGGAACAUGAAAGAGUGGACCUGCGCUCAGUGCCGGGAUCCGCGCGGGGGGCUGAAAUGCGCCCAGUGCUCGGCAGUGUUUAUGCGAGCAGCCGUGAAGAGUUCCCAGCGCGACAAAGCAGACAUGCUCUGCCCCGCUUGCAGGCGGGCAGAGUAG
This is a messenger RNA of Prorocentrum cordatum, 1053 nucleotides long. NCBI's taxonomy places the organism in Eukaryota, Dinophyceae, Prorocentrales, Prorocentraceae. The record is from the annotation of a GenBank genome assembly.